UUCGAUUAAAAAAAAAAAAAAAACCCAAAACAAGAAAAAAAAAAUGUAAAACAAAAAAAGAGAGCAAUCAAAGCCUGCAAGCAAUAAAAGAAGUGAUGAAAGUUCAUAAAAAUGCUGUAAAGAAAGUGAUGAUGUUUGAAAUAUUGUACGGAAUGACAAAUGCUUAAAAUCUAUUUAAAACUAACUCAAAAUUUAUUAGAACGGUUCAUAUAUUUUAUCGUCUUAAGGUAGUUAAUAAAUAUAGAAAAUCCGUAAAUUCGUUGUAAAUGCGAGUCGUUUAAUAAGCCAGCAAUUAAAACAACAAUAUUAAUAAAAAUGCAGUCGAAACAAUAAAGUGCUUAUAGUGUAUGGUGUAUAUAUAUGGCUUACACGGCUUAUGGCUUAUUAGAGGCCUGUGAGUAGCUGUUGCAAAUAGUAUAGCAAACUUUAUAUGCGUUCAUCAUUUAAUGAUGGGUGUAAGAACGGGAAUAUCGUCUGUAGGAUUCGGAGGUGUGUUAAUACCAAACAUCUGGCAAGUGCCCAGCAACGCAUGCUUUAUUUCCGAAGCCUCUCACAUAUCGCUUACACAUCCUCUAUCGAUUUCGGCAGGACAAACAUUUCAAAAUCAUUUUAGUAGCCCCUCUUCAGCGAUCAAUUCACCCACUGAAAGCCAUUUGGAGCAGUUAGCAGCAUCAGUACACCAUAAUCAGCACGUCUCCAGCCGGGCAAUAAAUAACGGCGGCAAUCACAACGUAGCUUUGAAUACGUUAUAUAAUUUUCAAAAUAUAUCGCAAGGUGGCAGCUCUAUGCCGCAAACUAAUUCAAGUAAUUGUCCAAGCAAUCAAAGUCCACAACAAACCUCUUUCGUUCAGCAACACCUGGGACAGCAUUCCGUACCAGGGGGAGAUUCAAUUCAUUCCUCGUUGCAUAUACAGACAUCCCCCACAAUCUUACAAAAUAAUUGCUCGAAUCUGUCAGGCACGUCAAAUUCAUUGCGACACAUUAACCAUCAAACAAAUCAUCAGUCUUCAACAAAUUUAGCCUCCUCUUCGUCAACAACGGCAAGCUCCUCUGUCAUGGCUGCAGCGGCGGCUCAUUUACACCACAAUUCGCAAACAUCACCAAUGACAAAUUUACAUCAGAACAUGGGAACUCUUAUGAAUGGUGGAAGUAGUGCUAGCGAUGUUUUUUUUAGCUUAAUGAUACAAAACACAACGAAAAGACAAAACGAAGAACACAUUAAACGUCCAAUGAAUGCUUUCAUGGUCUGGUCCCGUUUGCAACGAAGGAAAAUUGCUCAAGACAAUCCGAAAAUGCAUAAUUCCGAAAUUUCGAAGCGUUUAGGAGCCGAAUGGAAACUUUUGACAGAAGAGGAAAAAAGGCCUUUCAUUGAUGAAGCAAAACGGCUUCGUGCAAUGCAUAUGAAAGAACAUCCAGAUUAUAAGUAUCGUCCGCGAAGAAAACCCAAGGCUCUUCGACGAGAUGGAUACCCCUAUCCAAUGCCAUACCCUUCCGUACCGGUCGAGGCAUUACGUGCCGGUAUAACGCCGAGUUAUUUUGCAUCGGGACCGGCAGCUGCGGCAGCUUAUCAUUUAGGUAGUCAUCUGACUCAAACAAAUCCACCAUCUUCGCAAAGUUCAAUUUCAGGACAAAUGGAUGUACCGAAAUUCGCCUUAGAUCGCAACUCCUAUUUAAGCACAGCUGCCACCGCUGGAUCAUUGUAUGAGUCGUCUAAAGCCGCUCAGGCAAGUGCUGCGUACAGUGCCUACUUGGAUCCUAGCGUUCUUACAAAGGCAUAUUUCGAUUCGAAAAUGUAUCAAGAUCGGGCUGCAAAUUACGCUUUCGAUAUAUCCAAAAUAUAUGGAGCACAACAGCAUAACUCAUCAACGCCCGCGCCCUCCGUUCAUCAGCAACAUCAACAGCAUCAGCAUUUUCUUAACGGCUUAAGCAUUUCAAGUCCACAGCAUAGCAAUCAGACGACAUCAAAUAACACGAAUAAUGUAGAUGAACGCGAAACUACACCUCAUUUAGAGUCUGGCGGAAGUAGUAAUGGCGGCCCUGUUGGCAGGGCCGUCUCCGAUUCGAAAGCACUCUUACAUUCGCCGAACGGUAAUCAAAUGGAUUAUAAUCCAUACGGUCAGUAUGGCCAAGUUGGAGGAAAUCACGUAAACAGCCCGUCAGUAACUGCAGGAGUAAGCACAAGUACAGUAUCUUCAACAGCUAGUGGAGACUAUCGCCGACCAUUGACAGUAAUAUUUUGACCUCCGUCAUCGUGAAAUGAAAAUCAAAUGUCAAUGACAAAUUAAGACGCUAUUGCUGUAAUGCAUGUAAAAAAAAAAAAAAAAA
Molecule: messenger RNA, 2325 nt
Organism: Glossina fuscipes
Lineage: Eukaryota; Metazoa; Arthropoda; Insecta; Diptera; Glossinidae
Gene: Sox21b
Product: transcription factor Sox-1
Exons: 10
Coding region: 447-2240 (597 amino acids)
Biological process (GO): anatomical structure morphogenesis; positive regulation of transcription by RNA polymerase II; cell differentiation
Molecular function (GO): RNA polymerase II cis-regulatory region sequence-specific DNA binding; DNA-binding transcription factor activity, RNA polymerase II-specific
Source: RefSeq, a predicted model, not a curated record